Fomitiporia mediterranea MF3/22 is the source of this 2870-nucleotide messenger RNA. Its product is annotated as composite domain of metallo-dependent hydrolase. Gene Ontology annotation, biological process: purine nucleobase catabolic process. Lineage: Eukaryota; Fungi; Basidiomycota; Agaricomycetes; Hymenochaetales; Hymenochaetaceae. Bases 71 to 2818 code for a protein of 915 amino acids. Gene Ontology annotation, molecular function: allantoinase activity. The transcript has 11 exons. Gene Ontology annotation, cellular component: cytoplasm. The record is from RefSeq and is a predicted model, not a curated record.
GGUACGACGACGUCCUCCAUGGCCGAUACUAUUUCUUGGUAUCUUAGCUAUCUUCGCUCUUGGAACGCAUAUGCAAUUUAUCCAUGGAGGUAGACGACGCGUUGUCAAGCUCCCACCCGAUGCAGAGUUCAUUCGAGCGCGAUGCGAGAACUUGAAGAUACCGCCUGGUCCACCUAGAACGUUUCAUUUCCGUACGAGUUCGGAACGAUUCGUACCUGGUACGAAGGCUACGUUGGUAAAGAAUGCGACUAUUUGGACUGGGAAUGUGGAUGGGAAGGAGGUUGUGAAGGGUGAUGUUUUACUUGAUAAGGGGUUGAUUAAGGCUGUUGGGAGUGGUAUCGAUAUUACGGAUUUGGAUGAGGUUGUUACUAUUGAUGCGGAAGGUGGAUGGGUUACUCCUGGCAUUGUCGACCUGCACUCACAUCUGGGUGUCAAUUCUGUGCCGAAAUUAUCUGGUGCAGGCGACGGAAAUUCACGCAAAGGUAUCGCUCAACCAUGGCUACGUUCACUCGACGGUCUGAACACUCGUGAUGAUGCUUAUCGACUGUCUAUUUCUGGAGGUGUCACAACUGCCCUCGUGCUUCCAGGGUCUGCAAAUGAUAUUGGCGGACAAGCGUUCACGAUGAAGUUACGCCCAACCAAGGAACGAACGCCGACUUCCAUGCUACUUGAACCACCUUUUACACUUAAUAGCACGGAUAUGAUUGAUAUGAGUAGCCCACCACGUUGGAGGCAGAUGAAACAUGCAUGCGGCGAGAAUCCACGUCGUGUAUACGGUAAUAGCCGUAUGGAUAAUAUCUGGGCGUUUCGUGAGAUAUACGACAAGGCUCGACAGAUCAAGGAACAACAGGACGCAUAUUGUUCGAAAGCACUGAGCAACGACUGGGAUGAUCUUGGGUCGUUCCCAGAAGAGCUACAGUACGAAGCCAUUGUUGAUACUCUUCGUGGACGUGUAAAGAUGCAAGUGCAUUGCUACGAGACUGUUGACUUGGACGACAUUGUUCGACUUACGAAUGAGUUCAAAUUCCCGAUUGCUGCCUUUCAUCAUGCACACGAGACGUAUCUUGCUCCAGACCUUCUUAAGCAAGCAUAUGGAAAUACACCGGCUUCGGCCAUGUUCGCAACGAACGCGCGCUAUAAGCGCGAAUCGUACCGUGGAUCAGAGUUUGCUGCACGGAUAUUAGCAGAUAACGGGCUUCCCGUAGUCAUGAAAAGCGAUCAUCCUGUUCUCAACUCUCGAUAUUUGCUAUACGAGGCCCAGCAGGCACAUUACUAUGGCCUUCCAGACAACCUCGCGAUCGCAUCAGUCACUUCGACACCCGCACGCGUAAUGGGUAUGAGCCAUCGCAUCGGCUUCAUCAAAAACGGAUACGAUGCGGAUGUUGUAUUAUGGGACUCGCACCCACUUGCACUCGGAGCUACUCCUCGCCAAGUCUUCAUUGACGGUAUUGCGCAAUUUGGUGAUACGUACGCACCGCCGGAGUUGAAGUCUGAGGACUUCCAAAAGUCGCCUGAGACGCCUGGCUUCGAUAAAGAGGUGGAAGAGACGUUGAAGUAUGAUGGAUUACCGCCACUUGAACCACAAAGGUCUAUCGCUGGUAUUGUCGUUUUCACUAAUAUUACUAGUAUAACUGUUCGGGGGACGCAAGGGGGAAGCCCGGUUUUGAGGACGUUUGAGUUGGAUGUAGAUACACAACGAGGAGUUCUCGUUAGUUGUGCUGGCAAGGUCGAUUGUGUAGGAACCUGGAGUGAAUGUUCGCAUUUCUUGGAGCAACGCGACGCUGUCGAAAUUAAUCUCAAGGGCGGCGCGAUUUCUCCUGGACUCAUCUCGUUCGGUUCUGCACUUGGACUGGAAGAGAUUCAAGGUGAAGUGUCGACUAAAGAUGGUACAGUCUUCGAUCCAUUGGACAAGGAUAUCCCGAAUAUCCUGGGAGAUGGCCCACUCAUUCAUGCAGCGGAUGGCCUACAAUUUGCUACUCGGAAUGCCUAUCUUGCUUAUCGUGCAGGAGUGACAAUCGGCGUCACUUCACCACUACAUAAUGGUAUCCUGAGCGGAUUAAGUACGGCCUUCAGCCUUGGGACAGCACACAAGCUGGAGAAAGGCGCACUUCUGCAGGAGGUUGCUGCUGUACACGUUACAGUAGGGCAUUCCGUUGGGAGUGGGAGUGUUAGCACACAGGUCGCCGCACUCCGACGUUUGUUACUUGAACCUGGUUCAGGCGAGGCGGGAAAGUGGUUCAAAGCAGUUGCUAUCGGGAAGAUGACACUUGUAGUGAACGCUGAAAGCGCUGAUGUAAUAGCAACGCUGCUAAGUUUGAAGAAAGAAGUCGAAGAAAGUACAGGGGAACGUAUGAAGUUGACUAUCGCCGGAGCGUCGGAGGCACACCUCCUUGCAUCUGAACUUGCAAAGGCAGAUAUUGGGGUUAUCGUUGUACCUUCGCGUCCUUUCCCUGAGACCUGGGAGAAGCGUCGGAUUCUUCCGGGACCGCCUAUAACGAAGGACAGUGCGAUUUCGCUAUUGCUGGCACAUAACGUGACGGUUGGAAUAGGGAUUGAAGAACCAUGGAGUGCACGAAACACUCGAUUUGACAUUGCUUGGGCCGCCCUCGAAGCACCCUCAGAAAUCUCGCGCACCCAAGCACUCGCUCUUGCAUCCACGAACCUCGAGAAACUGCUUGGGUUGGAUAUCAAUGACAAUAGUAAUAAUAUUGAUGCGGACCUCGUAGCGACGGAGUCGGGCGAUUUGUUUGAUUUUGAAGGGAAAGUCGUUGGAGUGAUUAACCCGAGGAAGGGGGUUGUUGAUUUGUUUGGAUUAUGAGUUUGCCGAGGGAUAAAUUGUAUGUGUUUUGUAUAUCAAAUCCAAAUUUUCU